UACAAAUGCAAAUCGUCGAAAACAAUGGACGAAUGUGAACGUGGAGAUUUAUAGUAAUAAAAAAUAAAAGUAUAUCUAUAUCGAUCUGUUUCUCACACACCCUUUUCCUACACCGCACACAGGAUGAGUAUGACUGACUUUGCUGUCCUCAGCACUGGACGAAAGAUGCCUCUUGUGGGACUUGGCACGUGGAAGAGUGAACCUGGAAAGGUAAAACAGGCGGUUAUUUGGGCAUUGCAAUUUGGCUAUCGGCACAUUGACUGUGCUUCCAUUUAUGCGAACGAGCCAGAGAUCGGUGAAGCUUUCCAGGAAAUGCUGGGGCCUAACAAAGCCAUAAGGCGAGAGGAUGUAUUUGUGACCUCCAAACUGUGGAACACUAAACACCACCCAGAUGAUGUGGAGCCAUCUUUGAUAAAGACCUUGAAAGACCUAAACCUGGAAUACCUGGACCUCUACCUCAUCCACUGGCCAUAUGCCUUCCAACGAGGUGAUACCUCUUUUCCUAGAAAGGAGGAUGGAACCAUACUGUAUGACGACAUAGACUACAAGCAGACAUGGGCUGCUAUGGAAAAGCUUGUGGGGAAGGGUCUUGUUAGAGCCAUUGGACUCUCUAACUUUAACAGCAGACAGAUUGAUGACAUCCUAUCAGUUGCAAACGUCAAACCUACCAUGUUACAGGUGGAGUGCCAUCCAUACCUAUCACAGGUUGAGCUGCUAGCUCACUGCCGGGAUCGAGGUUUGGUGAUGACUGCCUACAGUCCACUAGGAUCUCCUGAUCGAGCCUGGAAGCAUCCAGAGGAGCCUGUACUGUUGGAGGAGCCAACCAUUGCUUCACUAGCCAAGAAGUACAACAAGACUCCAGCACAAAUUAUCAUUAGGUGGCAAACUCAGCGAGGAGUAGUGACUAUUCCUAAGAGCAUUACAGAGUCUCGGAUUAAAGAGAAUAUUGAGGUGUUUGAUUUCACUCUUGAAUCUGAGGAAAUGAGUCUAAUGACAGAAUUGAAUAGGGGCUGGCGUUACAUUGUGCCAUCCAUAACUGUUGAUGGGAAGUCUGUACCCCGGGAUGCAGGACAUCCUCACUAUCCUUUUAAUGACCCCUAUUGAUAUGUAGUUGCAAUAUUAUGUGUCUCGAAAGAUGUUGAAUCUUACAUCUGUAUGCUUACAAAAAAAAAACCAUUUUGAUACAUAUUGAAACAUGUGCUCUUAUGUUUUUGCCUUGCAUGUGUCUGUUAUCAUAUCCCCCCAAUAUAAAUAAAAGUUUUUAUUCUAUUAAAAAAAAAAGUUUCUGUAUUCAGAUUAAUGUUCUAUUAAUGUGUGUUUUUCUAUGGCAAAUUCGUUUGCAAAAAUAUUUAACAUUUGGUUACAUCCUUGCUGUUAUCAAUAUGCUACUGUAAUAAA
Messenger RNA from Xyrauchen texanus (razorback sucker), 1398 nucleotides. Its product is annotated as aldo-keto reductase family 1 member A1-B-like. Gene Ontology annotation, molecular function: aldose reductase (NADPH) activity. The record is from RefSeq and is a predicted model, not a curated record. The coding region runs from base 124 to 1104 and encodes 326 amino acids. Gene Ontology annotation, biological process: aldehyde catabolic process. The transcript has 9 exons. NCBI's taxonomy places the organism in Eukaryota, Metazoa, Chordata, Actinopteri, Cypriniformes, Catostomidae. Gene Ontology annotation, cellular component: cytosol.